AUGUCGCGCCACAACAGCGUCGACCUGGACUCUCCCGACCGGCCCUUUGACAACAUCAUCAACUUCCGCGACGUCGGCCGCUCAAUUAAUCAAUUCUGUCGCAAAGAAAUUCUUAAGGAAGGCGUGUUCUUUCGCAGCGCGAGGCUCGACGAUGCAUCAGAACGAGAUAAAAAGCGACUAGCCGAUGAAUUGCAUAUCCACACCGUUAUUGAUUUACGGUCACAAACAGAACACCAAAUGGGCACGCGAAAACGACGCGCUGAAAUAGCCAAGUCAGAAUCCGAACAGGAAAUCUCCGAAUCAGAUCUCACAACUGCCCCAGUCCCCACGAAUCCCGACGAGCACCUCCUCCAAAUUCCAGGAUCGGAGCGUGCAUUAAUCAGUCUGACGGGGAAGGGCUUUGAGCGAGCCCUAUUAUCCAAACUUGACUGGUACACUUAUCUAAAAGCAAUCAGCCUCGUAACAACAGGCUACCGCAGCGAUGCAGUGCGACUAAUCUGUCAAACAGCAAUGGUCCCGCGCGGACUAACAGGGCUAGCGCAAGACACGCUGGAAUCCAGCAAGGCAGAAGUACGCGCCGUGUUUGAAAUCCUAGCGAAAGAGGACUCAUACCCCACGCUCGUGCACUGCACGCAAGGCAAAGACCGCACGGGCCUGGUCGUGCUUAUGAUGUUACUUCUCGUCGGGGACGCGGUGCCCACGGCGGCCAUCGUGGAUGAUUACAGUCGCUCGGAACUCGAGCUCGUGCCGGAGUUUGAAGAGCGCAUGAAGGAGAUCCGUGCCAUUGGCCUCGGUGAGGAUUAUACGAGGUGUCCGGCUGGGUUUGUUACGGAUACUACGGAGUAUCUGGAGAAGUUUGGGGGUGUUACGGGGUAUUUGGAGAAGAUUGGGGUAGGGGCUGAGAUGCAGGAGAGGGUUCGGAGGAAGUUUUUGGCGUGA
This is a messenger RNA of Penicillium brevicompactum, 939 nucleotides long. Its product is annotated as tyrosine-protein phosphatase. The transcript is spliced from 5 exons. Gene Ontology annotation, biological process: dephosphorylation. The record is from RefSeq and is a predicted model, not a curated record. The coding region runs from base 1 to 939 and encodes 312 amino acids. Lineage: Eukaryota; Fungi; Ascomycota; Eurotiomycetes; Eurotiales; Aspergillaceae. Gene Ontology annotation, molecular function: phosphoprotein phosphatase activity.